Molecule: messenger RNA, 8601 nt
Organism: Chiloscyllium plagiosum (whitespotted bambooshark)
Lineage: Eukaryota; Metazoa; Chordata; Chondrichthyes; Orectolobiformes; Hemiscylliidae
Gene: pds5a
Product: PDS5 cohesin associated factor A
Biological process (GO): DNA repair; mitotic sister chromatid cohesion
Cellular component (GO): chromatin; nucleus
Source: RefSeq, a predicted model, not a curated record
GCGCUGUCUCUCUCCGGUGCCUGUGGCGUGUUGUGGCCGCUCUGUCCGUUGUUUCCCGGCGCCGUCCUGCUGCCGCCACCGCCACCGCCGCUCGGUGCGACUCUGUGAAACUCCCGCUUUGCUGGACACCUGAGAGAGAACCGCCGGGAUUCAUGAGCAGAGGCCAGUAGUGAUCUACAGAAAGGGAAAACUCAAAGGAGAUGGCUUUCCCACAAUCGAAAUCUGCAGAUGGAAAGAUCAUAAUCUACCCUCCUGGUGUUAAGGAAAUUACCGACAAAAUUUCCAACGAUGAAUUGGUCAAAAGGCUAAAGAUGGUGGUGAAAACAUUCAUGGAUAUGGACCAGGACUCUGAAGAUGAAAAGCAACAAUAUCUUCCAUUGGCUUUGCAUUUGGCUUCGGAAUUCUUUCUCAGGAAUCCCAAUAAAGAUGUUCGUUUGCUUGUGGCUUGCUGUCUGGCUGAUAUCUUCAGAAUCUAUGCUCCAGAAGCUCCGUAUACGUCUCAUGACAAACUUAAGGAUAUUUUCAUGUUCAUUACACGGCAACUGAAAGGAUUGGAAGAUACCAAAAGUCCACAGUUCAAUAGAUAUUUUUAUUUGUUAGAGAAUUUGGCGUGGGUCAAGUCAUAUAACAUCUGUUUUGAGCUUGAAGAUUGUAAUGAGAUUUUUAUACAGCUCUUCAGGACUCUCUUCUCGGUCAUUAACAACAGCCACAAUCAGAAGGUUCAGAUGCACAUGUUGGAUUUGAUGAGUUCUAUCAUCAUGGAAGGAGAUGGAGUAACUCAGGACCUACUGGACUCUAUUCUUAUCAACCUUAUUCCUGCUCACAAGAACAUGAAUAAGCAAGCUUAUGAUUUAGCUAAAGUACUCCUGAAGAGAACAGCUCAAACAAUUGAACCAUGUAUUGCGAGUUUCUUCAAUCAGGUCCUAGUUCUGGGAAAGUCUUCAGUGAGUGAUUUAUCCGAACACGUUUUUGAUCUCAUUAUGGAACUUUUCGCUAUUGAUCCUCAUCUCCUUCUCUCAGUUAUGCCACAGCUGGAGUUUAAACUUAAGAGUAAUGAUGGAGAAGAGCGAUUGGCUGUUGUUCGACUCUUGGCUAAGUUGUUCGGUGCAAAGGAUUCAGAGCUCGCAACACAAAAUCGUCCACUCUGGCAGUGCUUCCUUGGACGAUUUAACGAUAUACAUGUUCCUGUGAGACUAGAAUGCGUGAAGUUUGCAAGUCAUUGUUUGAUGAAUCAUCCAGACUUAGCCAAAGAUCUUACAGAAUAUUUGAAGGUUCGAUCACAUGAUCCAGAAGAGGCAAUCCGGCAUGAUGUCAUUGUUACAAUAAUAACAGCAGGGAAGAAAGAUCUAUCACUAGUGAAUGACCAACUGCUUGGGUUUGUGAGGGAGAGAACACUAGACAAAAGGUGGCGAGUGCGGAAAGAAGCAAUGAUGGGUUUGGCUCAACUAUACAAAAAGUACUGUCUUCAUGCAGAGGCUGGGAAGGAGGCUGCUCAAAAAGUAAACUGGAUCAAGGACAAACUCCUGCAUAUCUAUUACCAGAACAGCAUUGAUGACAAAUUAUUGGUGGAAAAAAUCUUCGCUCAGUACCUUGUUCCACAUAAUCUGGAGACUGAGGAAAGAAUGAAGUGUUUGUAUUACCUUUAUGCUUCCUUGGACCCAAAUGCAGUAAAAGCAUUGAACGAAAUGUGGAAGUGCCAGAACAUGUUACGGAGUCAUGUCCGGGAGUUAUUAGACCUGCACAAACAGCCUGCUUCAGAAGCAAACAAUACUGCAAUGUUUGCCAAGCUAAUGGCGAUAGCAAAAAAUUUGCCUGAUCCAGGAAAAGCACAAGAUUUCAUGAAGAAAUUCAACCAGGUGCUGGGUGAUGAUGAGAGGCUGCGGGUUCAGUUAGAGCUGCUGAUUAGCCCAGCAUGUUCAUGUAAACAAGCAGAAGUCUGUGUGAGGGAAAUUACACGUAAACUAGCAAAUCCAAAGCAGCCCACGAAUCCCUUUCUGGAAAUGGUGAAAUUCCUACUGGAGAGGAUUGCACCAGUACACAUCGAUUCGGAAGCCAUAAGUUCUUUAGUGAAACUAAUGAACAAAUCUAUAGAAGGGACUGCAGAUGAUGAAGAGGAAGGUGUGACCCCCGAUUCUGCAAUCAGGGCAGGCUUGGAGCUGCUUAAGGUUUUAUCAUUCACACAUCCCACCUCCUUCCACUCUUCAGAGACCUAUGAAUCACUGUUACAAUGUCUAAAGAUGGAGGAUGAUAAAGUAGCUGAAGCUGCUAUUCAAAUCUUCAGAAAUACUGGACACAAAAUAGAGACUGACCUUCUACAAAUUCGUUCCACCCUCAUUCCCAUUCUGCAUCAGAAAGCAAAAAGAGGUACCCCUCGCCAGGCUAAGCAAGCUGUACACUGCAUUCAUGCCAUUUUCACAAACAAAGAAGUACAGUUGGCACAGAUCUUUGAGCCACUAAGCAAAAGCCUAAAUGCUGACACCCCAGAACAGCUGAUAACGCCGCUCGUCUCCCUCGGACACAUUGCUAUGUUGGCCCCAGAUCAGUUUGCAUCUCCAAUGAAAUCAGUGGUUGCAAAUUUUAUUGUCAAAGAUUUACUUAUGAAUGACAGGGUAUGUCAGUUUCCUGGAGGGAAAAAUGGUAAAUUGUGGACUCCAAAUGAAGAAGUCUCUCCAGAGGUGCUCGCUAAGGUUCAAGCCAUUAAGCUUUUGGUACGGUGGUUGUUAGGGAUGAAGAACAACCAAUCCAAAUCUGCGAAUUCCACACUCCGGCUGCUAUCGGCCAUGUUGGUCAGUGAGGGUGACUUAACUGAACAGAAAAAGAUAAGUAAAUCUGAUAUGUCUCGAUUACGGUUGGCUGCAGGAUGUGCCAUACUAAAACUUGCACAAGAACCUUGUUAUCAUGAGAUUAUCACCCCAGAGCAGUUCCAGCUCUGUGCACUUGUUAUUAAUGAUGAGUGCUACCAGGUGAGGCAGAUAUUUGCUCUGAAACUCCAUAAGGCCCUCGGGAAAUUGCUGCUUCCAUUGGAGUACAUGGCAGUGUUUGCACUCUGUGCCAAGGACCCUGUGAAAGAGCGAAGAGCGCAUGCCAGACAGUGCCUCCUUAAAAAUAUAAGUAUACGGAGAGAGUAUAUCAAACAGAACCCAAUGGCUCAUGAGAAGCUGUUAUCUCUAUUGCCAGAAUAUGUAGUUCCAUACACCGUUCAUUUGCUUGCUCAUGACCCAGAUUUUACGAAAAUACAGGAUAUUGAACAGCUGCGUGACAUCAAAGAGUGCCUAUGGUUCAUGUUGGAAGUUUUAAUGACAAAAAAUGAAAAUAAUAGUCAUGCUUUUAUAAGAAAAAUGGUGGAGAACAUCAAACAAACAAAGGAUGCCCAAGCACCAGAUGAUGGCAAAAUGAAUGAGAAACUCUACAUAGUAUGUGAUGUGGCGCUUAUUGUCAUCACAACCAAAAGUACUACCUAUAACCUGGACUCCCCAAAGGAUCCUGUACUGCCAACGAAGUUCUUCACCCCACCUGACAAAGACUCCAGUAAUAACAAGUGCUACUUGUCAGAUGAGGCAAAGACAUUAUUACUGACAGGGAAGCCCAAACCAGCCACUGUACUGGGUACAGUAAAUAAACCAUUGUCAGCUGCUGGUAGAAGACCACAAGACAGAGCUGCAGGGUUAGAGAUGGGAAGUAAUAUAAGUGGAAACUCCGAGCCCAGUUCACCAGCCCCAAAUAGGGGAAGGGAGCAGAAUUCGGAAGUUCCAGAAACAGAAGUUAGUGAGAAUGAGGAAAACCCAGUCAUAUUACUUACGGUUGUACCAGCUAAAACGGAGAAGAAGGAUGAGCCAGUCAGAAACAAGGAGAUGUCCUCUGAACAGUCUUUACCACCACAGACCAGUACAGAACGUGGAAAAAAAAGGACAGCGCCAGCUGGUUCCGAGAAUAUUCAGCAGAUAACAGAAGAGAGAAAAUCUGAAGAGUCAGCAGCACCGGUUCCACCCAAAGCCAGACGAGGACGUCCUCCCAAAGCUGUAUCUGAAAGUAAUACUGCAAAGAACUCAGACCCAAACAAAGCUGCAGGAAGAGGCAGAAAGCGAGUUGCAGCCAGUCAGGAGAGUCCUGCAGAACCAGAAACAACAAAUGUUAAAGUACCAAAACAGCAAGAAACAAACGUCAAGCGAGCAUCAGCACAGCGACAAAUGGAUCUACAAAGAAUCCAGGUUUUGGACAGUGAUGGAUAUUCAGUGAUGGAUCUAGAGUCUACUCCAGAAAGUUCAGCUGAGGAACUGGAUUUGUUUAAAUCCUGUGAGAGCAGCCAGAAUGAGGUUGAUAACACAAAGCUAGCAGAGAGAGGCUUCCUUAAGGUAAGAAGAAAGUCCAUGCCAAAGGGAAGGAGACAAAGGCUGUAGAAAAGAAGUAUUCCUUGCCACUGAGGGAAAUGUACCACAUAAAAGGAUUUGAGAUACUAUACAAAACCUUAAAUUAGUUUACACAACUCCUCACCCUCAAAACAUCAGGACAGCACUGCAUCAGAGUUUUAGUUAAGAUAUUAUUGAACUCCUUCAUUUAAAUUUAAUUGAACAUUUAACUUUGCAAUGUUGGAAGGACAGCAUUGUAAUUCCCUGGGAUUAUUUUUAUGAAGCAUUUUAUAUGUUAAGAUUACUUAACUAUUAUCAACACUCAUAAAAAUAAUUGCUAGAUUAGGAUUUUGUUACAAGAUGUCUUAUUUAACCAUUUUAAUUAUGCAUCAGUAAUUUGACUGCAGCAGUUUACCUUCCAAAGUAAGUUAUUACACUGAUUUGUGAAGUCGUUAGUGGUGCAUUAUCGUCAUGCGUUACUAUCAAUUUUUUCAGGCAGAAGCAUUUGUAUUAUUUAAAAUAGUCCCAUAUUGAACAGAAUUUGAUUUUGGUGAGUGUGGAAGAAUGAAACUAUUGCUUAAAAGAGCAGUUGGAUAUACACUUAUAAUAUUUGGAUCUACUGCCAUACAUGUCGUAAAGACUUACAAAAAAAAAGUGAUUACUAAAGUCUGCUGUUAGACGUUGGGGAUAUUUUUGACACUGUUCUUUGAAAUGUUUGCACUGAGUCCAUAUUGUUUAUCCUUCUCAAUAAGAAAUCGCAGCAAGUUAUGUGUAUCUGUAGACUAGCCAGAGUCUGUAUUUACAAAAAAAGUCAUAUUUUUGUGUAAUAUAUAUUAACAGUUAAUGGAAUUUGCACAGGGAAAUGUGGGUCUUUUGUGAAUACAGACUGAAGUCUCAUGAUGGCAUGAUAAUGGAAUUGCUGCCUUUUGUGCUUUUCUCCCCCUCCACUCCAAUGUAUCCUUUUUUUUCUCUUCUGCUUACCUUCAUUUCCCCAGGAGAGUGAGGAUGAUCUGAAAAUAUGGAGUUCUCUACAGUUGCCAAUGGCCAAUAGGCAACACACUUUCUAGGGUGGGAUUGGGCUAUUUGUAUUUAUGUCUACCCUUUCCCUGAAUGGUUGAGCUUACAAUAAAACUCUACCAUCUGACAACCCAGCUGAGAACUCAUGAAGUUGAACCUUCGUAGCAAAGUGCAAAUGUUUGUUUAAGCUAGUGUUUGAAUUUGGGGUUCAAAGGACUCUUAUGUGGAUGUUCAAUACUCUGCUUAAUGGGUUAUUCUUGAAUUGCAGCUUUUAAUGUUGAAUAUUGGAAAGAGUAAAAAUUAGAACAGGAUGUUUUUAAAAAAUCCUCUAUCCUAACAUUACCUUUUAAAUCCUGCUUUUAGUAGUUUUAAUUUAUGAAAAUUUAUCAGAGGCCUUUUAUGUUCUACUUUCUUAUAAAAGUAUAUUGCUCUGAAAGGUAAAUGGAAACGUUUUGAGUUUCAGAUUUUUGUAUCAAAUCUUGAAGUAAAUUGAGGUACUUUUGAAAGACCAGUUUUAUGAUGAAAUGUUCAAGUUACCAGGCUCUGUAACCAAUGAUGUAAAAAAUGAAGUGUUUUAGAAAAAUUUGGAUUUUGGCAGCUUGUGAAGACAGUUCAAAAAGUUCAGAUCGUUAAUGCAUUUAACUGAGUGUUUUUAUUGAUAUGUUCAAAUUUUUUUAAAUACUAUUUUUCACCAGUUUGUCUCCCAGUUCACGCUCAUCUUUGUUUAUUUUAGUGAAAUUCGUUACAAUUGCAUCAAUGUUGUGAUUCCAGACAUUGUUCAUUGUAGUUAUUGUGUACAUUAUGAUGUACACAUGAUCAUAUUUAAAUUUUUGUUGCAUAAAAAAUAAAUGCUUCUUAGGUGUUUCCUGGUUUCUGUUUCUCUCUCUCAAAACCUGUACUCCUGAACAAUUUAACAGGAUAGAUUAAUGGCAAGAGAUGCAUAUUGAAAAUGAUUCAGUCUAUGUUUAAAAUUUUAAAUGAUGUGGAGUCAGGAGCAGGGAAGGAGAAACUGUCCAGAGAAGAUGAGCCUUCUUAGACUACUGGGAAACUUAAUCCAUCGCCACCAUACAUCAUGAAUUGAAUCCUCUCACUUCCGCCCUCAAAAAUGCAUAAUAAAGUGGGAAUUUUGACGUCUUAAUUUUCUACCUAAACCAUUGGGGCACAGUCAACAUGGUUUUAAAAAGGAUUUAUUUGUUGAUAAAGGACUUGUUUUUUGUUUCCAUGUCAAUUUAAAAGGAUUGAUCAAUCCCAGGCCAUUAGCAUCCUUGUGAACAGUUCACUGGCUUCAAUGUUGAAUCUCAUCAAUUAAGUAUCCAUUGACCAUGGCUUAUGAAUACCUUUUAUAGGUGGCCACUGUUGAAUUUCUAUCACCUGAAUUUUUCUUAUGCUUUAGUUAUACCUUCAAUUAUGGUGUCAUUUCAAUUUAUAACUGUAGUGUCAACGUCACCUAAGAUUAGUCUUUAUUUUCUGAAUCCUGUGUCUAUGGACGACUCCUAUAGCUAUUAAUUUUUAAAAAUUUUCUUUUCCAAUGACUGAAUCAAGCUGUUACUUGGAGUGCAUAGCAGAACUGAAGCUUUGUUAACAGGCUUGACAAGUUAUACAGAUUCACAGUAACCACCUAUCUGUUUGGAUUUCGCAGCUACAAACAAAACACAAGAAGUCACCAGGACAAGGCAGGUGCUGAUAUCUCCGUAAAACAAAUUCAGCAGCUGGCUUUCUGCCAAUAGUGAAUUGUGCCUUAACAGACAUGUCAAAUAACCACAACAGUCACUUCCUGGUAUUUGUAGUACUUCCUUCCAAUGUUGCAUGACUUUAAGCAGUAUGAGGCUUGCUUCAAACUCCGCAAAGACUUCAAUGCAGCUGGCUUGUUUACUAGAAGACUAGCUUGAUGAGCGUGUACUUUCUCAAUUGCUCCGGGUCAGAGAGUUUCACAGUUGAGCUAAGCAAGAGGUAUUCAUGAGUAUUGCAGGAAAACAAACCUGAGGAGUGGUUUCCAGCAAUUUAUGACCAAUUUGAAGUUGUUACCAAGUCUUCUGGACUAGCACAACCUUUGAUGCAAGACUUGUCUAACUCUAGGUUCUGUAUCUAGAAGAUAGAUAGAUAAAAGUGGAAGAGCACUUUUGUGCUCUAGGGAACUUAAUUUUAUAUCUUGUCGGAAAAAAAGUCAUUAAGCAAACUGGUUUUAAAUACUCCUGAGAAGUCAACUUCGAUUUUAUAAGAAAAACAAAGAUGGAUAUAAGCUCUAUUAUAUAAAAUGACAGAAUAUGGAAAUGCCCAAAGCUGCUAACCACCCACGAAAGUGUAAAGAGAAUUAAAUGUUUGAAAGGAAAUUGUAUUCAGCAUUGAAACUGCAAAUGUGCAUUACCUCCUCCCUAUUCCACCAGAUGAAGUUUAUGUAUGUUCUCUAGACUAUUGUUAACACUUCCCAAAGCAACUCUGCAAUUGUGAACAAUGUACAAUAAAAAUAUUGAAAACAAUUAGGAGGAUCAGUGUUAUAGCAAUCAACUAUGAAUGGCCUUAAUAGAUGGAACACACCGCAUUACAUAUAUGACUGAGGAACUCCAAAAAAGAACCUCUUGAAGUUACCUUUACAGAGAAUGUACUUUAUGAACAAUCCUAACUAUUUUGAGGACUACCAAUGGAGUUUGAAACCUUUCGGAGACCUUGAACACUUUAGAAUGCACAUCAGCAGUGAAUGGCUGCCAUAAUAGAUCGUAGCAAGAAUUCCUGUGGACUGCAUCCAAUAGUUUUUUUUAAAAAAUGGCAAAUGGCACAUUGUCAUGGAUUCAACUGUCAGUGAAGGAUUGCACCUAACCAAGAAAUAUUGAGUUCAGGGGAAUACAUGAAAAUUGAGGGCUACCUUUCUCAAAACAAGUAUUCAAACCUGUUGGACAGUACAGAAAUAUCUAGUUAUCUUUUAAUGGCUAAAGAAAGGUGCAAUUAGGCAAAGAAAAUUCAAGGUUUUGUUCCCUUUGUAAUCUAAAAAGGAUAUUUAUUUACACUUGGCAACCUUACAAGAUAUCUGUCAUGUUGCAUUGAAGAGGAAUGAAACAAUUGAGAAUCAGCAUAAUGUGCAGAUUUUGGAAUCAUUCCUUGUAAUAUAUUUGUGUUACUUGGUGACUGACCCAGGAAGUUGAGGUUGAGAGCCACGGAUUUGUUUUAACAUGUAUAUAGCAAAUGCAAUAUUAACAAUUAUCAAACUAUCAACUCACUUGAUUAAAUCUACUUUUCCAACUUU